Molecule: messenger RNA, 1102 nt
Organism: Leptonychotes weddellii (Weddell seal)
Lineage: Eukaryota; Metazoa; Chordata; Mammalia; Carnivora; Phocidae
Gene: UCHL1
Product: ubiquitin C-terminal hydrolase L1
Biological process (GO): ubiquitin-dependent protein catabolic process; protein deubiquitination
Cellular component (GO): cytoplasm
Molecular function (GO): cysteine-type deubiquitinase activity
Source: RefSeq, a predicted model, not a curated record
GCCUGGGCGGCUCCUUUUGCUGUUUUUCCUUUUCUCUUGAUAGUGGGUCCUCCUACGCUCCGCGAAGAUGCAGCUCAAACCGAUGGAGAUUAACCCCGAGAUGCUGAACAAAGUGCUGGCCCGGCUGGGGGUGGCCGGCCAGUGGCGCUUCGCGGACGUGCUGGGGCUGGAGGAGGAGGCUCUGGGCUCGGUGCCCGCGCCUGCCUGCGCGCUGCUGCUGCUGUUUCCCCUCACGGCCCAGCAUGAGAACUUCAGGAAAAAACAGAUUGAAGAGCUGAAGGGACAAGAAGUCAGUCCUAAGGUGUACUUCAUGAAGCAGACCAUUGGCAACUCCUGUGGCACCAUCGGGCUUAUCCAUGCCGUGGCCAAUAACCAAGACAAACUGGAGUUUGAGGAUGGGUCAGUCCUGAAACAGUUUCUUUCUGAAACGGAGAAGCUGUCCCCUGAAGACCGAGCAAAAUGCUUUGAAAAGAACGAGGCCAUUCAGGCAGCCCAUGAUGCCGUGGCACAGGAAGGCCAAUGUCGGGUAGAUGACAAAGUGAAUUUUCAUUUUAUUCUGUUUAACAACGUGGAUGGCCAUCUCUACGAACUUGAUGGACGAAUGCCUUUCCCGGUAAACCAUGGCACCAGUUCAGAGGACUCCUUGCUGCAGGAUGCCGCCAAGGUCUGCAGAGAAUUCACCGAGCGUGAGCAAGGGGAGGUCCGCUUUUCUGCUGUGGCCCUCUGCAAGGCAGCCUAAUGCCCUGGGGGGAUGUAGCCUUUUCCCACCCCUUUCCCUUAUAUGUGAAACCCACCCUCACCAAUGCAGUCCAGAAUGCUUCAGUACUUGCGGAACACAGCUGUUCUCCUUUGGUUCUGCAGUUACGCUCUUCCCCUCGGCCACACCCAAGCACUAGCAGAGCUCAGCUGUCGAUCGAGCAGUUUGGUAUAAGCUUCAGAUGGUGAAGCAUUCCCCUCCCCCCCAUGUAUGUAUUGUACCUCAAUAGCUAAUGCUUUAAAUGGCUACUACUUUGGUUUGCGUCUGUAAGUUAAGGCCUUGGAUGUGGUUUGUUUGUCCUUAAAAGAAAUAAAACUUUUCUGCUGAUUAAGAGAUGAGCCUCAA